ACACCAUCACACACACACUGCUGGAGCUACUACACACCUGCUUACACACGCACAUGUCAGAUACAGAGCAGUGUUUGGUGGUGGAGCUGCUGAACGUGCUGGUGUGUUUGGAUCCUCACAGUUCUGACGUCACUUCUGAGCUGCUCAGUCUGCUGGCUGAUAAACGGCUGAGAUUACAGGGUGUUGUGGUGUGUAUGCUGCAGGCUGUAGGACUGGAUGAUGUUCAGCGGUGGCUCGGUCCUCAGCUGGAGUCGUGGUACAGCACAGCUCAGAAACACAUGGACCCUCAGAGUCACCUGAGAGAGGCUGUACGGAACUGGCUCCACAUCUGGACCUCCAAGUACAAAAUGCACAAGAGGUCAGGAGAGAAGAGUGUCAUCUCAGCCGCUGAGGUCGUGCGUUAUUUCUGCCAGGUACAGGCUAAACCACCAGCACCACCACCGGACAGGAAAGAGACCGGUCUUAUGGACCCAAAAUCAAACAGGUGGAAGAUGCUUCAGCGACUAAACGAGACAAACAGCAUGACACCAACACGAGAACCAAGAGCACUGUGGUUACCUCCGCUAGCAUCGAGACCAUUACUGAUGGGAUUUACUCGAGCGCUGUCUCUCCCAAUGCCUCGAGUCACUACAUCUUCAUUUCCAUUCACUCUGGAGGUACACUGCCUGAGGAGAACACCACUGCAGCAGCGCUACUUCCACCUAGAGAGAUCCUACGUCCAUUACUACAGAUAA
Trichomycterus rosablanca is the source of this 734-nucleotide messenger RNA. RefSeq names its product WD repeat domain 97 (gene wdr97). The coding region runs from base 54 to 734 and encodes 226 amino acids. The transcript has 6 exons. NCBI's taxonomy places the organism in Eukaryota, Metazoa, Chordata, Actinopteri, Siluriformes, Trichomycteridae. The record is from RefSeq and is a predicted model, not a curated record.